Messenger RNA from Trichobilharzia regenti, 1293 nucleotides. NCBI's taxonomy places the organism in Eukaryota, Metazoa, Platyhelminthes, Trematoda, Strigeidida, Schistosomatidae. The record is from the annotation of a GenBank genome assembly.
AUGCGAAGUAUCCUCUUGUUUCUACUAAUCGGUGCUGACAUUUAUAAUGUUCACAUAAACAGUAUUCCAUUGAACGAAAAUAGACUUCCACAAUAUCCACCCUUCGCUGGACCACAGCCACCAUUCGGACCUCCUCCACUAUUCGCACCACCUCCACCAUUCGCAUCACCACCAUCAUUCGGACAACCGCCACAGCUCGCACCACCUCCACCAUUCGCACAACCUCCUCCAUUCGCACAACCUCCACCAUUCGGAAAACCACCACAAUUCUUUCCACCGCCAUCAGGUGGUCAACCUCCACAAUUCGUUCCACCGCCAUCGAAUGGGCAACCUCCACACUCUGGGCCACCGCCAUCAGGUGGUCAACCUCCACAAUUCGUUCCACCGCCAUCGAAUGGGCAACCUCCACACUCUGGGCCACCGCCAUCAGGUGGUCAACCCCCACAAUUCGUUCCACCGCCAUCGAAUGGGCAACCUCCACCAUAUGAACCAACUCCACCAUUCGCACAACCUCCACAAUUCGUUCCACCGCCAUCGAAUGGGCAACCUCCACACUCUGGGCCACCGCCAUCAGGUGGUCAACCUCCACAAAUCGUUCCACCGCCAUCGAAUGGGCAACCUCCACAAUAUGAACCAACUCCACCAUUCGGACAACCACCACAAUUCGUUCCACCGCCAUCGAAUGGGCAACCUCCACACUCUGGGCCACCGCCAUCAGGUGGUCAACCUCCACAAAUCGUUCCACCGCCAUCGAAUGGGCAACCUCCACAAUAUGAACCAACUCCACCAUUCGGACAACCACCACAAUUCGUUCCACCGCCAUCGAAUGGGCAACCUCCACACUCUGGGCCACCGCCAUCAGGUGGUCAACCUCCACAAAUCGUUCCACCGCCAUCGAAUGGGCAACCUCCGCAAUAUGGACCACCUCCACCAUUCGGACAACCACCACAAUUCGUUCCACCGCCAUCGAAUGGGCAACCUCCACACUCUGGGCCACCGCCAUCAGGUGGUCAACCUCCACAAAUCGUUCCACCGCCAUCGAAUGGGCAACCUCCACAAUAUGAACCACCUCCACCAUUCGCACAACCUCCACAAUUCUCACCACCGCCAUCUGAUGGGCGAACUCCUCAGUUACCACCACCCCCUCCUCCAGGAUCCCCACAGGGAUCUGCACCGAUGUACCAACCACCUUCAGGUGGACAGUCCCCUCCACUCGGACUACCAAUGUCCGGCAAUGACGGAUCGAAACCCUCACCUCCAGCUGAAUCUGAACACCCAUCAGCGGAGAAAUAA